AUGUACGGGCAGUCCAGAAAUCCGGGUGCAGCGUUCGAGGAACACAAACAAAUUACGGUUCUCCAACUGCGUCUCCUUGUCCCAUGUUCACGCUCACCCGAAGCAUACGCUCUGCGGCAAAUUGGUCUCGCUUCUACCAACGUCCACCUUCCUUGUUCCUCAAGGCCACCAUGUCUUCUAGCAACGAGCUGGCGGACCGCUACAAGCUCAUCUUCUUUGUCCCGCACCCCCCACCUCGAAUCUUGCAAGGAGGCCGUCUUCGCCACCGGUGCGGGUUCCUUUCCCGGCGGUAAAUACACAAAGUGCUGCUUCCAGUAUCCUGGCACGGGGCAGUUUCUUCCCAACGAGGGGGCGAAUCCGAAUAUCGGGGCCGUGGGAACGCUCGAGCAGGUCGAGGAGAUGAAGGUCGAGAUACUCUGCGUGGGGAGAGAGACGAUGCUCAAGGCCGUAGAGGCCCUUCUCAAGGCUCAUCCAUACGAGGAGCCUGCACGCUUCCAAAGGAUAAUGAUACUUCUUUUGACUUCUCACGCCAUCAUACCGCCGGAAAUGGCUUCGAAACUCGCCCCUUCCGUCGCGCGCUGUAGCCGCCGGCUAAUUCCCCAGAUCUCGAAGCAACAAUGGAGAUCUUUCUCCGCUGGACCCCAGGUCCUCAGUGAUACGCUCGCCGUGCAUCGAAACAAGCCUUACAACAACCCCUCGAUCCCUUUCAAGUUCAAUGAGCAGAACCUCGCUCUCAUCGAUGAGAUCCUUAAGCGCUACCCCCCGCAGUAUAAGAAGGCCGCUGUCAUGCCUCUUCUGGACCUGGGACAGCGCCAACAUGGCUUCACCAGCAUCAGUGUCAUGAACGAGGUCGCACGGAUCUUGGAGAUGCCCCCGAUGCGUGUCUACGAGGUCGCAACCUUCUACACGAUGUUUAACCGGGAACCAGUGGGCAAGUACUUCGUGCAAGUCUGCACUACGACACCUUGCCAACUCGGUGGCUGCGGUAGCGACAAGAUUGUCAAGGCCAUCUCUGACUACCUUGGCAUCACCCCUGGACACACGACGGAGGACAAUCUGUUCACUUUCAUCGAGGUCGAGUGCCUUGGUGCUUGCGUCAAUGCCCCCAUGGUGCAGAUCAACGACGACUACUACGAGGACCUGACUCCCGAGUCGAUCGUCUCUCUCCUGAAGGCUCUGAAGGAGUCUGCUCUUGCUGCCGAAACCGGAAAGACCGUCGAGGUGCCACCUCCCGGCCCUCUCAGCGGCAGAAAGUCUUGCGAGAACAGCGCUGGCUUGACGAAUCUGCAUAACCCGCCGUUAUGGAACCCUGACGAGUUCAUGAGAAAGGAUGGAGCGUUGGACGGGUAG
Messenger RNA from Rasamsonia emersonii CBS 393.64, 1350 nucleotides. RefSeq names its product NADH-ubiquinone dehydrogenase 24 kDa subunit. Lineage: Eukaryota; Fungi; Ascomycota; Eurotiomycetes; Eurotiales; Trichocomaceae. Gene Ontology annotation, molecular function: NADH dehydrogenase activity. The record is from RefSeq and is a predicted model, not a curated record. The transcript has 5 exons. Bases 1 to 1350 code for a protein of 449 amino acids.